Messenger RNA from Anastrepha ludens (Mexican fruit fly), 1353 nucleotides. RefSeq names its product pickpocket protein 19 (gene ppk21). The transcript is spliced from 7 exons. NCBI's taxonomy places the organism in Eukaryota, Metazoa, Arthropoda, Insecta, Diptera, Tephritidae. Gene Ontology annotation, biological process: sodium ion transmembrane transport. The coding region runs from base 1 to 1353 and encodes 450 amino acids. Gene Ontology annotation, molecular function: ligand-gated sodium channel activity. Gene Ontology annotation, cellular component: membrane. The record is from RefSeq and is a predicted model, not a curated record.
AUGGCUGCUCCGUAUCUCCACGAAAUCGUAUAUCCACGGCCUAAAGAGAGCAUCUUCAAAAGCAGUUGGUCAAAGACUCCCUUAAAAAGACCAGCAUUACGCCAAAUAAUCUUGCCAUAUUGCAAAGGUUACUGUGACAUCGCUUCUGUUCAUGGCGUCGGUUACCUGAAUGACCCCAAACGACAGCACUUUGAACGGGCUAUCUGGUCAUUGCUGCUCAUUACUACAACCAUCAGCUGUAUUUACGUUUACACUGAUUUGGCUGACUUGUACUCUUCGCAACGUCUACAGACAAUUGUCGAGGAUUCAUUAGCCCCCAUUUUCACUAUUGAAUUUCCUGCGAUUGGCAUAUGUCCACGAAACCGCAUCAAUUGGCUAAAACUGUUGGAGGCUCAUCAAUUGUUUCUACCCGCGAAUACUUCCACUGAAACUGUGCAAACAUUUCGCCAGUUCUUUGCCGUUUUGAGUGAUUUUCGCUUUGACAACUUCGUUGAAUUGAAGCCGCUUACCACGCUUCAAAUGAACCGGUCGCUGCUGGACAAUGUGGAUAUAAAGGAAGUAAUGCAAUUUGUUAGCUUCACAUGCGAUGAGUUGUUUGAGCAGCCAUGCUUUUGGCGCCGACAGGAAUAUGAUUGCUGUCAUCUGUUUUCCUUGGAACGCACGGAAUACGGCUUUUGUUUUGUCUUCAAUUCGUUAAUCAAUGAGAAGGGGAGGGAAAGGCGGCGCACGGACCGUUAUUACCCAUAUCAUAAUUCGAAAUCAGGCGAGGGAUCUGGUCUGGAUGUCCGCGUAAAUCUCGACAAAAGCAAGCAAAAUCCAAAUGUUUCCAGCAGAAGCGGAAUAUAUGUAAUGGUAAAACACCCCGAUCAAUGGCAUAGUGAGCCACGUUUUAUUAGCGACGACACAUACACAAAAGUGCCAGUGCGCACGCAAUUCACCUCAGCAGACAAAAGGGCAAGAACAGUUUCGCCAGAGGUCCGAAAAUGCCUUUUUAAAGAUGAAAGUGCACUCUAUAAGGGCCUGCCAGAAUUGAAGUAUCGACGUGGCAAUUGCUUGACACGCUGUCAUCAGGAGUACGUUUUCAAGCAAUGCAAAUGCAACUUGAAUUUGUUCUUUCCACAGGAUCCAAGUGAGAACAUAACGAUAUGCAAAGCAAAGGACUUUAAAUGCCUCUACGAGUACAGAGAUCUGUUCAAAUCUGACAAUUUGCAGGCGGAAAGCGAAUAUAUUGAGAACUCAUCCAAUAGUAGUAUGGCUUGUAACUGUUUGAAUAGCUGCCAGCAGCUAAUAUUUCUUACCAAUUACAAUAAUUAUCCGAAGAAUGGGAAAAACGAUGCGCACACUCUAAGGUAA